Molecule: messenger RNA, 849 nt
Organism: Balearica regulorum gibbericeps (East African grey crowned-crane)
Lineage: Eukaryota; Metazoa; Chordata; Aves; Gruiformes; Gruidae
Source: RefSeq, a predicted model, not a curated record
AUGAGUGAAGACUUCUCUGAAAACAAUGAAGGAAGUCCAGACAUCCGUGCUGUAAGAGGAGAAGAAGGAAAUCUGCUUCAAAGGAUUCCACCCCAGAUUCCCAGCUCUCACAUACACACCAAAAAUGGUCUUUCUGUGAGUGUGGAUGAAGCAAGAUUUCUGGAGAAACCACCCCUAUCUUACAUAGCCUUAAUUGCAAAGGCAAUUCUUUCCUCCCCUACAAAUAAACUGAAUUUAGCUGCUAUCUACAAAUAUAUUGAAGAUAAUUUUCCUUUCUACAGGAACAAAGGUCGAGGCUGGAGAAACAGCGUGAGGCACAACCUUUCACUAAAUGAUUGUUUCAUCAAGGUGGGGAGAUGUGAGGAUGGCAAAGGAAACUACUGGAGUAUCCACCCAUCAAACUUAAAUGACUUUGUUCACGGGGACUUCAGGCAACACCGAAGGUCACGAAAGCGAGGGCGUCAAAACGGGCUAGAGCAUUGCCUUGCUGUGAAUUAUUUCAUGCCGUGGGGACGCUAUCCUUCCUACCCAGCACCAAACUGGCUUUACCAAACACACUAUUUUCUGGAUCCUCUGUGGAAAAUGCUGUAUGCUGACAGACUGCAGUUUGUGCAUGAAUCUCAAAAAUGGAAUGUAAACAGUGAUUUAAUCAUGGGGAAGUUUUCACCUUCACUGCAGAGUGAUAAACCACACAGCAUUUCUGUGGACUGGUUUUAUGGACCUCCUGCUACUUCAGUUAUGCAGCAGAAUAUUUUCCUAAACAUUCAACAGGCAUUCCCUAAUUCCCUUUUUUCCUCUUCUCCAAAGCAGCAGCAAAGUGAAGCACUCAGACACAUCUGUAAGUACUAG